Messenger RNA from Acanthamoeba castellanii str. Neff, 804 nucleotides. RefSeq lists its product as uncharacterized. Lineage: Eukaryota; Discosea; Longamoebia; Acanthamoebidae. Bases 1 to 804 code for a protein of 267 amino acids. The record is from RefSeq and is a predicted model, not a curated record. The transcript is spliced from 3 exons. Gene Ontology annotation, molecular function: nucleotidyltransferase activity.
AUGGAAGACGGUGCGGCGGUGGCAGCGGAUGGGAAGGAAGAGGAGCGUAUGACUGCGGGGUGGGUGGUGGCCAACUUCGGCUUAGAAGAUGCUGCGGUGCUGGCUGUGUAUCUCUACGGAAGUCGCGUCUAUGGCACUCACGGCCCGGCCAGCGAUUGGGACUACGUGAUAGUGGUGGAGGGUGGGGGAGAGGGCCAAGGCGGAGAAGAGGGACGCGGCGGUGGUGAAGUGGAGGCCACCAUUCAAGGGGCAGCGAGUGAUGCCGACGCUACGGUCAUGAGCAUGACCAGGUUCGCGCAGAUGCUGGACCAACACUCUGCGCCCAUCCUCGAGUGCGUCUUCCUGCCGCCCCACAUGAAGCUGCGCGAACGCGGGCCUGCGGCGCUGGCCGCCGCAGCGUUCGUGGUGUCGCCGCAGCGCGUGCGCGAGGCGGCGUCGUUCCGGGCCGGGCACAGCUGGUCGAAGGCGCGUAAGAAGCUUGAGGUGGCCGCCGAUCGCAACGUGCGGGUGGCCAAGAAGUCACUCUUCCACUCCUUUCGCAUCCUCGACUUUGCGCUGCAGAUGGCGACGGAGGGCAAGAUCAGUCGGUUCGACGCGAUGAACGAACUGUGGCGCGAGCUGGAGGCUUUCCCUGACGACACGCCGUGGGAGACCUACAAGCAGCGCUAUCAGAAGCGGUGGAACGCGCUCAAGUCCCAGCUGCGCGCGGCCUGUCCCAAAGAGGAGUGGCGAGAGGCAAAGAAGGACCUCCACGCCGAGCACGACAACGUCCGCCGCCAGAAGGAGGAGCUGCAACAGCAAUAG